GCAGAAAAAUAUGUAUGUACGACGUAAAUAUUGAUAUAUUUUACUUCAUUAUUUCAGCAAAUCGUCGAAGUGCUGUGGAGAGAUUAGAAGAGACUAAAGCUGUUUAUGUGAAGUCGGGCCAAGUGUUAGACUCGAAGCAACAGGUUCGACACAGCAGUCACCUACAGAUCCUGUCAAAACCGCACCUGGUGUGUGGUUUCACACAAGAACUUCAUACGAAGACUUUAUGUUAUAGCAGGAACGCAGAACGCAAAACGAGCUUUCGAAAUCACGAGAAACAUUCUCACCAGUCUGCAGACUUCGUUCAAAAUAGUAUAGGUAGGAAUUUGAAGAAGCUACCAGGACUAAAAGAAAACGAAUCAAAAAAACCUACAACAGUAAGUCAGUCUUCAGCUUUAAACAUUCCUAGGGUUCUGGCCUCAACAGAUAGGAUGCUGCUAGGUGGAGCUGUCAAAGUACUCGAUGUUUCACAUCAAAAAUCUUCCUUGCCAUUUGGAGUCAGUUCAAGUAAACUGCCGACAGUUGUUCAAUCCGGAGUUAUGCCAAGAGACGGAAGUCCUCGAUUUGGCUCUUCCAACACACAAGCUCGAGAGUGUUCUCAAAGCUGUGAAUUCCAAUGCAAAAAUGGUGAGAAUGCUACUGAUGAAGAAAAUCUGCAUGAUGAAAUCAAAGAAUUGAAUUCUUGCUGCAUCGGGAUGAACGGAGAAGUUGGGAAAUUCUGUUCUAGCAACCUCGAUAACAACGGCGUUCGACGACGACCCAUUUUACGGUCCAAGUCUGACGUGGGUGGGUGUUCUUUCUCGAGAGACCGGUCAGAGCUGUCCAAUAAAAGGAGCAGCAGAGAGAGUGCAGAACUCGAGCGGUUCUUUGAUACAAUGGGACUGGAUGCAAAUGUGUGGAAAAAUAUAAUAUAUGAUCCCCAUUCCUCGUCCCCGACAUGUUUUCUUGAUGUAGGUGGCACCACCUUUUCAGAUGACCAUCAGUCUCAAGCUUGCAGUGAAUAUUCCAGCGUAGAGAACAAAGAAGAUGACACUGACAAAGAAGCUGAACAACUGAACAAACCUAGAGUAACUUCAAUUAUAGAGAAAAAUGCUCGUGUUAUAAAAUGGUUGUGUGGCUGUAAAAGAGCAUCACAGAACACAGGGUGUUAAUUUCAUAUAUCUCUACAACUGUUAUCUUGUUUUGUAUUGAAAUAUUUUUUCAUAUAAUUAUUUUAUUGUCACAUAUAAUUGAAAUGGAUCAGUCUGACUAUUUUAAAGUAUUUUU
Molecule: messenger RNA, 1266 nt
Organism: Limulus polyphemus (Atlantic horseshoe crab)
Lineage: Eukaryota; Metazoa; Arthropoda; Merostomata; Xiphosura; Limulidae
Product: protein FAM110B-like
Exons: 1
Coding region: 15-1151 (378 amino acids)
Source: RefSeq, a predicted model, not a curated record